This is a messenger RNA of Rhineura floridana, 557 nucleotides long. Its product is annotated as SUN domain-containing protein 3-like. The record is from RefSeq and is a predicted model, not a curated record. Gene Ontology annotation, molecular function: protein-membrane adaptor activity. Gene Ontology annotation, biological process: nuclear envelope organization. Bases 27 to 557 code for a protein of 176 amino acids. NCBI's taxonomy places the organism in Eukaryota, Metazoa, Chordata, Lepidosauria, Squamata, Rhineuridae. The transcript has 5 exons. Gene Ontology annotation, cellular component: nuclear envelope; meiotic nuclear membrane microtubule tethering complex.
UUUUGAACCAAGUGGGUGGCUCGGCAAUGGAAAGCAAUCAAAUUCAGAAGGAGGACUUUGCUCUGAAGUCUGCAGGUGCCUCGAUUGUGAAAUUCAGCAAAAGUUAUGAUACGGGAGCACGGGUUUGCAUGUUAGGGUUCUGCUGGGAUUAUUCACGGUCACCGGAUGUGAUUCUAGAGCGGGAUAAUGCCCCUGGAAAUUGCUGGGCCAUGCAUGGAUCUCAAGGCUUUGUAGUCAUCAAGUUGUCCCAAGCCAUCUGCCCAGUUGCUGUGACCUUGGAUCAUAUUUCAAAGACAAUUUCUCACACAGAAGAGAUAACCAGUGCUCCAAAGAACUUCUCUGUCUAUGGAUUCAAAGAUGAUUUUGAAAAAGAGGAAGGAAGCUUUUUAGGGUCAUUUGUCUAUAGAAUUGAUGGUUUCCCUAUGCAAACUUUCAAGCUGGAGGGUACACAUUCAGAUAAAGUUAAAUACCUGCUCUUGAAGAUUUUGAGUAACUGGGAUCAUCCAAACUACACAUGCAUCUAUGGAUUUCAUGUGUAUGGAGAACAAAUGUAUUGA